Messenger RNA from Helicoverpa zea (corn earworm), 768 nucleotides. RefSeq lists its product as uncharacterized. NCBI's taxonomy places the organism in Eukaryota, Metazoa, Arthropoda, Insecta, Lepidoptera, Noctuidae. Gene Ontology annotation, biological process: mitochondrial translation. Gene Ontology annotation, cellular component: mitochondrion; mitochondrial small ribosomal subunit. Gene Ontology annotation, molecular function: structural constituent of ribosome. The transcript is spliced from 3 exons. The record is from RefSeq and is a predicted model, not a curated record. The coding region runs from base 101 to 688 and encodes 195 amino acids.
UACAAAUUACAGUACUUAACCUAUAAAUAAACUUUCAGUCAAAGAUUCAGAUUCCUGUAAUAUUGUAUUUGUGACUUGGUUUCUCUUUAACUUCUAAGCCAUGUCCACGACAGUUAUUAAAUAUGUCGGAAGAACAACGGAUUUCAAAGGUAAAACCUUGUGGGAAAUUGUUGGGAGCCUGAAGAAUUUUGGCGUCGGAAGAAUCAUCGUCCGGUCUGUUUUCGAAAGAUACCCUGAACCGUGUUUUAUGAAAAUCGUUAAAGUUGAAGCUUGUCCUGAUGAGGAAAGGCGCAGAGUAAGAAUAUGGGUUGAGAAAACGUUCAGAGGGCGUAAGUUGCCGAAUCUUACUGAAAUAUACCGCACAUCUUACAAGCCUGAUUACAAACUAAUACCUAAGAAUGAGGAGGCAAAAUUGUUAGCUAGCGUGCAGAAAGUACACGACUACCCAGAAGUAAUCCUUCCUAGCAGCUACGAGAUGCCCCCGCUUAUGAAGAAGUUUAUCAUCACGGAUCAUGCAAACAAAGGACUGGAAGUUAUGACAGACUUUACCAUGCCGAUCUCUUACAAACACAGCCCCAAUAGAGUGAAGAGGAUAGCUAAAGGUGAUGAAAAGCCAACAGCACCAUUUAAAAUGGGCCUCGGAACUCCUGUCAGCCCCUCUCUCUAUGAAGGAGUGCCCCUCAGUUGAAAGAAAUCAAUAUUAUUAUUAUUACAUGUUUAUUUAAUUAUAGAAUUGUUAUAGAAAUAAAGUAGAUUUACAUAAGGAAA